This is a messenger RNA of Trichoderma citrinoviride, 1587 nucleotides long. Its product is annotated as aldehyde dehydrogenase. Gene Ontology annotation, molecular function: aldehyde dehydrogenase (NAD+) activity. The record is from RefSeq and is a predicted model, not a curated record. Lineage: Eukaryota; Fungi; Ascomycota; Sordariomycetes; Hypocreales; Hypocreaceae. The transcript is spliced from 2 exons. Bases 1 to 1587 code for a protein of 528 amino acids.
AUGACAGCUGCAAGGCUGGCAAAAUCAGUACGGAGCGGCGUACUCCGGCGCAUAUCGUCUCGUCAACUCAGUCAUACUCGGAUGCUGGCAUCGCCUCGCCUAGAGGCUGAGCUGACGGCUCCAAACGGGACAAGGUGGACUCAGCCCCUGGGACUGUUCAUCGACAACCAGUUCAAAGAGAGUGUUGGGGGAGAUGUGAUUACGACGAGUGAUCCAUUCACCGAGCGAGACUUAUGUUCCGUAUUCGCAGCCGGAGAGCCAGAUGUAGACAAUGCGGUUCGAGCCGCUCGCAAAGCCCUCAAGCAGUCCUCAUGGUCGCUGCUGUCCGGCAUCGAACGCGGUCACCUCAUGAAUCGACUGGCAGACUUGGUCGAUGAACACAGUGAAACACUUGCCGUCAUCGAGACACUCGACAAUGGCAAGCCGCUGUCAGUAUCCCGCAGCUACGACGUGCCGCAUUUCUCAGAAGUGCUUCGGUACUACGCUGGAUGGGCGGAUAAAAACCACGGGUCGGCCAUUGACAUGGGCCCAAAGAAGAUGGCCUACACGGUGAAGCAGCCCGUCGGUGUCUGUGGCCAGAUCAUCCCAUGGAACUAUCCUCUCGAUAUGGCGGCGUGGAAACUUGGUCCGGCUUUGUCGUGCGGGAACACAGUCGUGCUGAAACUGGCAGAGCAGACGCCCCUGUCGAUGCUGUACGUGGCACAGCUUGUUCGCGAGGCUGGGUUCCCGCCUGGAGUCAUCAACAUUAUCAAUGGACGUGGUGAAGAGGCUGGCGCAGCUCUUGCGCGGCAUCCAGGGGUCGACAAGAUCGCCUUCACUGGAAGUACGGCAACGGGCAAGGAGGUGAUGCGCACGGCAGCUGCGACGCUAAAGGCCGUCACGCUCGAGACUGGGGGAAAGUCGCCGCUUAUUGUCUUUGAUGACGCGAAUCUGGAGCAGGCAGUGAGAUGGGCACAUGAGGGGGUCAUGGCGAAUCAGGGGCAAGUAUGUACGGCAACGUCGCGGCUGUUGGUGCAAGACGGCAUCUACGACCGUUUCGUGGAGAGACUCGAGGCUUUUACUGAAGAAACAUCGAUCAUGGGUGACCCGUUCGAUCCUCGGACGUACCAGGGGCCGCAAGUCGGCAGAGCGCAGGCAGAGCGCAUCAUGUCCUAUGUCUCAUCGGCACGAGCUGCUGGCGCCGGUGUCUUUCACCCGCGCGGACAAUCUGUGCCAUCCACGGGAUACUUUGCUCCGCCGACCAUUCUGACGAACGUUGGCAUCAACACAGCGGCGUUCCAAGAGGAGGUAUUCGGACCAGUAGCAGCUAUUGCACGAUUCAGCACCGAGGAAGAAGCCGUCGAGAUUGCCAACGCGACGAGAUACGGGCUCGCGGGCGCGGUGUUCACAAGGGAUCUUGGAAGAGCACAUCGAGUGGCAAGAGACCUUGAGGCCGGCAUGGUAUGGGUGAACAGCAGCAAUGACUCGGAUGUGAGAGUUCCGUUUGGAGGGGUGAAGGAGAGCGGGUUGGGGAGAGAGCUUGGCGAGGAUGGGCUGAGGGGGUAUUAUACUGUGAAGGCAGUGCAUGUAAACUUGACGGUUGAUUGA